CUCUCCCUCCUUUGCAUCCAACGAGCACUGGCAACAGGAAGGAAGCCAACGACCAUCGCCAUGGCUGCCUCCACCGGAAAGUUGGCCAUGCUCACCCUUGCGGCAGUUGCCUGCACGUACGCUGCCAAGCAUCUGUUCCCUGGUCAAUCUCCCUUCCUUCUCUCUCUUCCUCUCCUCCUCUUCUUUCUCCCCUUCGUAUUCUCCCGCUCCGGCUCCAAUGGCGCCCCUCCCGGCCCCGUCUCCUUCCCUAUCUUUGGAAACUGGCUACAGGUCGGCAAUGACCUCAACCACCGGAACCUCGUGAACAUGGCGAAGAAGUACGGUAACGUGUUCCUGCUGCGGCUCGGGGUGCGUAACCUGGUGGUCGUCUCCGACCCCAAGCUGGCCACCGAGGUCCUCCACACGCAAGGGGUGGAGUUCGGCUCCCGGCCACGCAACGUGGUGUGGGACAUCUUCACCGACAGCGGCAAGGACAUGGUGUUCACCGAGUACGGCGACCACUGGCGCAGGAUGCGCCGGAUCAUGACGCUGCCCUUCUUCACGAACAAGGUGGUGCAGCAGUACAGGGGGAUGUGGGAGGAGGAGAUGGAUAUGGUGCUGCGGGACCUCCGCGGGGACCGGGCGGCGCAGUCGGAGGGGAUCGUCGUCCGCCGCCGGCUGCAGCUGAUGCUCUACAACAUCAUGUACCGGAUGAUGUUCGACGCCCGGUUCGAGUCGGUGUCGGACCCGCUGUUCCAGCAGGCGACGCGGUUCAACUCGGAGAGGAGCCGACUGGCGCAGAGCUUCGAGUACAACUACGGUGACUUCAUCCCCAUCCUCAGGCCCUUCCUGAGAAGCUACUUGAACAAGUGCAGGGACUUGCAGAGCAGGAGACUGGCCUUCUUCAACAACAACUAUGUGGAGAAAAGAAGAAAACUGAUGGCCGAAAGAGAAGGGGACAGACUCAGAUGCGCCAUGGAUUACAUACUAGAAGCAGAGAUGAACGGAGAAAUCAGCUCGGAUAACGUGAUAUACAUCGUGGAGAACAUAAAUGUUGCAGCCAUCGAGACCACCUUGUGGUCGAUGGAAUGGGCGAUAGCCGAACUGGUGAACCAUCCCAACGCCCAGACAAGGCUCAGGAAGGAGCUCCGUGACGUGCUCGGCGAUGAACCGGUGACGGAGACGAACCUGCACAGGCUGCCAUACCUGCAAGCGGUCGUCAAGGAAACUCUCAGGCUGCACUCGCCCAUCCCCCUGCUCGUCCCCCACAUGAACCUUGAGGAAGCCAAGCUCGGGGGAUACGACAUCCCGAAGCGAACGAAGGUGAUAGUGAACGCGUGGUGGCUGGGGAACAACCCCGAGUGGUGGAACAAGCCGGAGGAGUUCAGGCCGGAGCGGUUCUUGGACGAGGAGACGGAGGUGGAAGCGCUGGUGGGCGGAAAGGUGGACUUCAGGUUCCUUCCCUUCGGCGUCGGCCGGCGGAGCUGCCCCGGGAUCAUACUGGCGCUGCCGUUGCUGGGGCUCAUCGUCGGGAAACUGGUCAAGGAGUUCGAGAUGGUGCCGCCGCCGGGGACCGACAAGAUCGACGUGACCGAGAAAGGAGGCCAGUUCAGCCUGCAGAUCGCGGAGCACUCCACUAUUGCCUUCCAUCCGAUUGCACCAUGAGAGAUCUAAUAAGCUCGGGAGACUGUGUCCUCCUUCCCAUUAUGCAUCGUGUUCUUCUUGGGUUUGAUAUGUUUCUUUCUCUACACACUUCUUCUGCAACCUGUGAUUGCAAAAAGCUGUGGUCGAAAUGAAGUUACAGGUGAAAAUAAUACCUUUACAUGGUUAUACACA
Molecule: messenger RNA, 1815 nt
Organism: Musa acuminata subsp. malaccensis (wild Malaysian banana)
Lineage: Eukaryota; Viridiplantae; Streptophyta; Magnoliopsida; Zingiberales; Musaceae
Product: cytochrome P450 CYP73A100
Molecular function (GO): iron ion binding; oxidoreductase activity, acting on paired donors, with incorporation or reduction of molecular oxygen; heme binding
Source: RefSeq, a predicted model, not a curated record